AUGGAGGACGACGCGUCGGCGAUGAACGACCUCAUCGAUGCGGCGAUCGUCAACAGCAUCCUCGCGCCCACGCCCUCGUUGAGUGAGCCGAUGCACUACCAGCAGCGCCAGAAGCUCGAGCUCGCGUACCUCCGGCAGCAAGCCGUCGACUUGAAGCUCCAGCUUGACGCGCUCACCAGCACCAAGACGUUGCAGGUGCAGACCAGCAGCAACUAUUGGGAAAAAGUUGCACGCAACCAGAAACUCGCGUCCGAGUUGGCGACGCUGGAGAAUGCUCGCCUCAAACGGGUGAUGGAAGACCAGCUCGUGCUGGCGUCAGCCCUCGAGAAAGUGCUGGCCAAGCGCCCGCGGCUCGCGGCGACACCGAUGAUGGACAUGGCCGACUGGAAGCUGCGCCGCCUCCCAACAGACCCCAGCAGCCGCGCCACGGCCUUUCACGCGAUCGUCGACGACGCGUAUCAUGCCCUCGAAACGAUGUUUGUGCGAAGUGGCAUCUGGGAUGACCCGCCAGGGCACCGGUCAUUGGGGGUGGCAGAAGACAACGACAUGAUUCUCGUGUCCAUCAAGAGCGUGGUCAACGUCACCGGGCCGUAUCUUGAAAUUGGCGACCGCUUCUGGUCCGUCUGGAAUGCGUCAGGAACAACCACGCCGCAGCAUUUGCGUCUCGAGAUUGUGGAGCGGUUUGAUGAAAAUGGAGUCUAUGUUCGCAUGAGCGUGAGCCUGGAUGCGACGAUGCCGUGCAUGUAUCUCAUGUAUGCGAUCAAGCGCUACGUGCUUGGCGACCGCGUCAUUAUCGUGCAAAGAAGCGUCCUUGACGACGAGUCGCACCCCGUGCCCCCCGGUGUCCUCGUCGGCAACUACUCGGCGUGUAUGGUGGCCCAAGCCAUCGGUCCGAAUUUGACGUCGCGUCGCGUUUGCGUCCAGGGUAAACUGCCUGCCCAGCCCCCGAUGGAGAACCCUCUGCGUCACCAAAACCUUCGCGUGAGCGACGCGGUCCUCAAGAUGGUCCGCCUCGUCUUCGAUACGCUUGAGCAACUCUUCAGCUAA
Messenger RNA from Saprolegnia parasitica CBS 223.65, 1047 nucleotides. RefSeq lists its product as hypothetical. The coding region runs from base 1 to 1047 and encodes 348 amino acids. NCBI's taxonomy places the organism in Eukaryota, Oomycota, Saprolegniomycetes, Saprolegniales, Saprolegniaceae. The transcript has 4 exons. The record is from RefSeq and is a predicted model, not a curated record.